Cyanistes caeruleus (blue tit) is the source of this 3286-nucleotide messenger RNA. It is a transcript of the gene TPX2, whose product is annotated as TPX2 microtubule nucleation factor. Gene Ontology annotation, cellular component: microtubule; spindle. Gene Ontology annotation, biological process: regulation of mitotic spindle organization; activation of protein kinase activity. The record is from RefSeq and is a predicted model, not a curated record. Lineage: Eukaryota; Metazoa; Chordata; Aves; Passeriformes; Paridae.
GAUACCCCCAGCCUCGCUCCUCUUUCCCCGAUCCACAGCCCUUCCCCAUGUCUGGUUGUUCGUUCCAGCGAGGAGGCUGUUCCCCGGGCCUUCUCUGAGCCCAGGGCUGUAGCAGUGGAGACAGAGGGCUCGUGGGGACAGUGUGGCUGUGAAGAUGUCUAAGCCAGAUUCCCGUUAUUCUUUUGAUGUCCCAAACAUCUGCAUCGAUUUUGCAACUCUGAAUGAGGAUGAUGUACACAAUGCAGACUCCUGGUUUGACCAAAAGGCCAAUCUGGAGAACAUCCCUCCUGCAGAAAAUCUGGACAAGGUCUCACACUGCAACUCUGCUUUUUCAAAGCCUGAUGUUAUUCUCUCUUCUGUCCCAUCACAAGAAGUAGCAAUGAGUGAAAGAGAUGGUGAAGCAGAAUGUGCCCAGGGCAACGCGGUCCCUCAGAAUAUUGUUGGGUCCCUGGCAACCUGGAGAGCUGCUGCCCCUGCAGAGGCCCCUCAGAGACCGGGCAGGAGACCGGCUACAAAGCAGGGGAAAACCCAGCAGUGCAAGCAGCCAGGCAGAGUCAAAGGAGAGAGAAUUGCUAAUGCCCCGGAUAAUAAGGAAGAUGUUCCACCCUUGAAGAAAAUGAGAAUCCUUAGACUACUGGGGAAAGCUGCAUGGUCUAUACCUGGGCCUGGGAUGAGUUCUGGUAGCAGAGAGAAGGUGACAGAAGAAUCCACAGAGACAGAGCCCCUGCAGGAUCCUGGCCUCUCCCCAGAGAGAGGGAAAAGCAAACUGACCAUGCCCUCCACGCCAACAAUGUUGAAGAGGACCAAACCUGGCAAGCUGAAGAGUACAGAGGAGCAGGAGCUGGAAAAGAUGCAGCAGUUGCAGCAGGAGGUUAUGGAGCUGCGGAAAAAGAACGAGGAGUCUCUGAAAGCAGCUAUUGCUGGAGCAGGACAACCCAUGAAGAGACCUGUUGGUCAAGUAACAAAGCCAAUUGAUUUCCAUUUCUGCACGGAGACUAGAAUUAAACAGAAUGUGGAAAGCCAGCCUGGGAAUGAAUACAAGGAACUGGAUUUUGCAGCAGUACUGAGGAAGCAUCCCCCUUCUCCGGUGCGAGUGCCAAAGGGACCCACUGUUCCCAAACCUUUCAAUCUGUCCCAGGGAAAAAAAAGAAAACUUGAAGAAGCCACAACAGAAUAUGUGUCCUUUGCUGAGCAGGUAGAAGCAUUCCAAAAACGCACACCCCCUCGUUACCAUUUGAGGAGCAGGAAAUCUGAGGAAGGCUCAGUUUCAAAAAAGCCGGUGAAGGCUCAGCUCACACACCCCAAAACUCCAGUGCUGCGAACAAAGCAGCGCUUGAGACCUGUCACCUGCAAAACUGCUGCAGAUUUAGAAGCAGAGGAAAUAGAGAAAAUUCAACAGUACAAAUUCAAAGCACGAGAAGUCAAUCCCAAAAUCUUUGAGGGUGGUCCCCUCCUGCCCAAGAAACCCUCUGUGAAGGAACUCACCCAACCCAUCGGCUUUCAGUUGGAAAUAGAAAAAAGGAUUCAGGAGCGUGAGAGUAAGAAGCAGCAGGAAGAAGAGCACUUCGAAUUCCAUUCCAGGCCAUGUCCCACAAAAAUCCUGGAGGAUGUUGUGGGUGUUCCAGAGAAGAAAAUACUUCCUGUUACAGUCCCCAAGUCUCCAGCCUUUACCUUGAGAAGCAGGACCCGUGUAUCUGGCAGAGAUGAAAGAAAGGAAAAAGAGGAGGCAGCUGUGAUCAAAGCUAAUCCUAUGCCACAUUAUGGAGUGCCCUUCAAACCCAAAAUGCCAGAGCAGAGGCAUGUGGAAGUUUGCCCCUUCUCUUUCGAUGCCCGGGACAGAGAGCGACAAAUACAAAAAGAGAAAAAAAUAGAAGAACUACAGAAGGAAGAGGUGCCAAAGUUCAAAGCGUUGCCUCUGCCUUACUUUGACCAAGUUAAACUGCCAGAAAAGAAGGUCAAAACCCCAACUCAGCCUGAACCAUUCCAUCUGCAGGUGGAUGAACGGGGAGCUGCCAAGCUCCAGAGCUGGAAACAGCAGCUUAAAGAAGACUUGCAAAGGCAAAAAGAGGCAGCAUGCUUUAAGGCUCGACCCAACACAGUGAUGUACCAGGAGCCUUUUGUGCCCAAAAAGGAACAUAAGAUGCUCUCAGAGAGCCUUUCUGGUUCUGUAGUUCCUGAAAGCUUUGAGCUGGCAACAGAAAGAAGAGCAAAAGAACGGCAAGAAUUUGAAAAGCGAUUGGCAGAUGCAGAAGCCUUAAAGGAGAGGUAUGAGGAGCAGAUCAGGCAGCAACAAGAGGAGCGUGAAAAGGAAGAAGUUGCUAAGCUGAGACAAGAAAUGGUUCACAAGGCAAACCCAAUACGCAAAUACCGCAGUGUAGAAGUGAAACCCAGUGAUCAACCACUGACUAUGCCAAAGUCUCCCAACUUCUCAGACAGAUUCCGAUGCUGAUGAGCAUCCACGUGAUAACUGAAGGGAGAUCUCAUCCUUCUCCACUCCCUUGGUAGGAGAGAGGGAGCAGUUGUUUUUCCAAGACUGCUCAGUCUGAACUCCUGUGCUUGGUUCCAUUGUUGUACGGAGUAGUUAAACUCCACCUGAGCCCAUGGCAUUUCAGCAGUGCCUCCUGGCCUCACUGUGUAUCCAGACCCUGUCUUCUCUAGAGACUAAACCAAGUUUUGAUAUUGCAUAUUGAUAGUGUUUUGAUAUACAUAUUGUGUACCUAACUAAAUAAAAAUUCCUAAUCUGCUUGCUGUCUCUGGCUAGUGAAGCCCUUUCCUGCAGAAGAGUUUUUGGUAAAGACUGACCAUGCAGAUGUGUGCAUCUGGCAGAGCUGUUUUGUGUUUGUACACUAAGUGAUAUUUUCAACUGUCUAUUUUUCAGCCUGUAGUCUUCAUUUAGCUUGAAUUGUGUUAAGUGGGGUUCCUUCAAGCCGCUGUAGUGUGGGUCUGGCCUUCCUUGUUAAUGUUUAGAUGACCACAGAUAUAAAUCUUGUCCAUUCUUAAAAGUAGUUCUUUGUGUAUAUUAGAGCAUUAAACCAUCUUGCUGUUUUAUAGCUGAAGUGCUUCUAUUUGGGGAACCAUUUAUCUGGCAAUUGACUUGCUGUGAGCUGCUGCCCCAGCUCCUGCCAGUACAGGUCUCUUGGCCACAGAGCCAUCAGCCUCUCUGGCCAGUUUGGGCAGUGAGCAGAGAUGAAUAUAGCCCAAGUGCUCAAAUGUCCUGGAGGACAAAACUGCUGGUAUUGUGAAGAGUGGAUCUAGAUUAAAGUUUUAAUUAUUAUUUCUUACUUAA